Molecule: messenger RNA, 1914 nt
Organism: Candoia aspera
Lineage: Eukaryota; Metazoa; Chordata; Lepidosauria; Squamata; Candoiidae
Gene: ANKMY2
Product: ankyrin repeat and MYND domain containing 2
Exons: 10
Coding region: 192-1544 (450 amino acids)
Molecular function (GO): protein binding
Source: RefSeq, a predicted model, not a curated record
GUGACGCGAGCUAUGAGGUCGGAGCGCGCGGGGAAAGGCUCUCGUAAAGCACAACGGGGGAAGCCUCCAAGUUGCUCCAGCUGAUCGGCCGUGGUUUGUUUUUUUUCCGCUCUCCAGUGCAAGGCACGCUCCAUUUUAUUACUGUUGGGGGAGCGGGGAGAAAGAAAGGCAGGAAACACACAAGACAGACGAUGGCGCUUCCAAAGAAAGGUGAUUUGAAUGAGGAGGAGAGAGCAUUGCUGGAAGUCAUUGGCAAAGGAAACACUGAAGAAGCUUCAAGACUCCUUGGCAGCAAGACUGUCUGUGUUAAUUGUUUAGAUGAGCAUGGGAUGACCCCUCUAAUGCAUGCAGCAUAUAAAGGUAAAGUUGAUAUAUGCAGACUGUUGUUGCGGCACGGAGCUGAUGUGAACUGCAAUGAUCAUGAACACGGAUAUACCGCCUUAAUGUUUGCUGGACUGUCAGGCAACAAAGACAUAACCUGGAUGAUGUUAGAGGCUGGAGCAGAGAUGGAUGUUGUCAAUUCUGUGGGGAGAACCGCAGCUCAGAUGGCUGCUUUUGUGGGUCAGCAUGACUGUGUAACAGUUAUCAACAAUUUCUUUCCUCGGGAAAAACUAAACUACUACACAAAACCACAAGGACUAGAUAAAGAGCCCAAACUCCCAGUUAAACUAGCUGGACCUCUGCAUAAGAUCAUUACAGCUACUAAUUUGCAUCCUGUUAAGAUUGUGUUGCUGGUGAAAGAAAAUCCUCUUUUGGCAGAAGUUGAGGCAAUGCAGAAAUGCUACAAAGUAUUGGAUCUGAUCUGUGAGAAGUGCAUGAAGCAGAGAGAGAUGAAUGAAGUCCUUGCAAUGAAAAUGCAUUAUAUUAGCUGCAUUUUCAAAAAAUGUAUCCUUUUCCUUAAGGAACGAGAAGACAAAUUGGAUGGAUUAAUCAAAAGCCUGUUAAAAGGCAGAGAGAGAGAUGGUUUUCCAGUUUAUCAAGAGAAGAUCAUCAGAGAAUCUAUUCGGAAAUUUCCUUACUGUGAAGCUACCUUGCUUCAACAGCUUGUGAGAAGCAUUGCUCCUGUUGAAAUUGGUUCUGAUCCUACAGCUUUUUCUGUACUUACACAAGCUGUUACUGGCCAAGUAGGUUUUGUAGAAGCUGAAUUUUGUACAACAUGUGGGGAAAAAGGAGCAGACAAAAGGUGUUCCAUAUGCAAAAUGGUCAUUUACUGUGAUCAGACCUGCCAGAAAAUGCACUGGUUUACCCACAAGAAAUCAUGCGGCACGCUAAAGAAAACUUAUGAGAAGCGGAUGGUAGAAGCAGCCAAAGAAAAAAAUAAAGAUGCAGCACAAACUGCAGAAUCUACUUUAACAAGUGAAGAACAGUUGACCUCUGAACCUCAAACUCAUAAGGACAUGGAAAUAAAAAGUAUAGGAGAUCAAAGUGAAAUGAUUCCCAACAUGAAAACGACUGCGUCAUCUCCAGCAGUUGCUAACUUCCUUGAAGAGGAAACUACUUCAGCAAACAUUGUUAAUGAAAAAAAUCAAGAAUCUGAAGAAUAAAUAAACUGCUUUUUAAAGGAUAUGAUCUAGAUUACAAUCUAUAGACUGUAGGUUUCACAACACUUAGGAGUGCUCAGUGACAUACUGUAUGUUCUACCAUAUGUCAAUUUUUUUGUCAAGUGUAACUGUCCCAGAAUUGUAGAUUGUGAUAAGAGCUUAACCAGCUGGUUAAAAUCAGAAUAGCAUAAACCCAUCUGUUUUUGUUCCUAUAUACCUUACAUACAUUUAAAAAACAGUUGAAAAUAGAUUCAUGUUGUAGUACAAGAAAAGCUUUCUAUUCAGCUAAGCAACUUAAAUUUUGGUGUAAUAAAGAAACUUCCAUAAUCAUAUGGGAUGCAACAACUGAAAUAUAAAUACAUUGAGAUUCCUA